Messenger RNA from Moneuplotes crassus, 2643 nucleotides. The record is from the annotation of a GenBank genome assembly. NCBI's taxonomy places the organism in Eukaryota, Ciliophora, Spirotrichea, Euplotida, Euplotidae.
GUAAAUUUAGCGUAAAAAUGAACGGACAAAAUCAGGUAUCGUCCCUUCAGAAGAAGUUACAAGCCAGAGAGGCUAGUUUUGAUAAGGAAAAAGCUGUUUUAGAACAGAAAGUUAAGCUCAUGAAAAUUGAGCUUGCAGAAGUCACUGAAAGGGAAAAAUAGCCAAUCUAAAAUGUAUGAACUUAUGCUUAGCGCUCUUAAAUCAGAGGCAGAGAGUCCUCAGAAUCACGAACUUCUCCAAAAAUUAGUCUCUUCGAGGUCCGACUCCAGUAGUGAUACUAAGGAGUUAAUGGAAAAGUACUCUGAGUCUACUGUGAAGCUUGAAGAAAUUCUAAAUUGAAUCAAAAAUGGGCAAAAUGAAGACAGCUUUCUUAAAAUAAUCAAGCUCAAAGAUAGCCAUGAGAGGAAGAUCAAUGAACUUAAGAGGCAACAUAAGCAGCAGCUUUCAAUGAUCGAACAGAGCCAUUUGAAGGAGACCAGAAAACUAAAGGAUAGGAUCAAAGAGCUUGAAAGAAAGCCUAUUAUCCCUGAAGUUUGUGAAAUAGAUCUCUCUAGUGCUCUUACUGGUCUCAACACGAGCUCAAAUGACUAUGCCACACAAAGAAGCGGAAUACUCAGUUCUAAGGAAAAUCAGAGGACCAAAGACCGGAUGACUUCUCUAGAAAUGAGUGGCUCAACGACUCAUUCAAAGGCUAAGGACUCUAACAGGGGUAACUUCCCUAUAAAGAAUCUUAAGAACGCUUCAAAACUUAGUGCAAAGGUAGAUUUUGAAGAGUAUGAAAAAUUACGAAGAAGAUAUGAGAAACAAAAAGGAUAUAUUGCAAACCUGAAAACUAACGUAAAGAAAUAUAACAAAGACAAAAUUCUCCUCUGCAAGAAGAUCCAGUCGCUCAACCUCCAAAUUAACAGCUUGAAGCACAGACUCAACAAGCUGGUCAAGGUUGACCAGAAAGUGGCUUCUUCCAAGCUGAAGCACAAGCAAGCCAGCUUGGCGGCUAGAGAGACUCAGAACAAACUUGAGAUGAAGAAUAGGUGCCUUGGAAGCAGGAAGCAGAGCCAGGCCUGACAAAGCCCGAAGAUGAAGAAAGUCUUCUCAGAUAGGAACCUUGUAGGAGCUAAGGUCGGAAAAACCUUUGGCAGACGAGAGACUCUAGAUGUUAAUAAAAGUGGGAGUUUACUAAGUCUUGGACUCUAUGAGGAGCAGGCUAAUAGAGGCUUUGGCAAUAAUGCGGUAGUGAUAAGUGAUGAGGAUAUUAGAUCGGAUUAUGUACCUAACAUUGAGGCUAACCUUGGUCCAAGUAGUACUAGAAACAAGUACUCGAAAUAUGGAAAUACUCAUCGCCAAAAGGGGAAGAAGAUGCUGGCUAAUGGUAAGAAAUGAAAAUGUGCAGAUAUGUGCCAAGAUUCGCAAGUUUUAAGAAGCAAUUAUAAUACUACAACUAGCCAGAGAUCUCAACAAGAAUUUUCAAAUUCGAAUUUAUGCCAUUGCGGCUCAAUGAGGCAAUCAAUGGAAAAUGAAUUGAUGAACCAUGUUUCAAAUGCAGUUUCCUCCUUCCUCUCAAUGCAUGAGGUCAAGGGAAGACAUGCCAGAGGCGAGUCAAAAUCAGACAUCGGAUUCACUAAUCCAGAAGAUUAUGGUCAGUUAGAAUGAUCAAAUGAGUAUGAUAAUGAUUACAACGACAAUCACCACCAUAUCAAAGACCUACACGUGACUAGCAAUAUGUUAAAAGACUAUAAUGGAUGUUCUAAACCUUGUGAUAGAGGCAGUAGUUGCCACAAGGCAAGGAAGCGAGUCUGUUUUCAGACUAAUGAUCACAAAGAUCAAUACUCAAUAGAUCAAAAUCUUCACCACAAUGAUUUAAAAUCAGAAAUAUUCUCAGAGAACAUGAUACGUAAGAAUUCAUCGAAGUGCAAGAGUCCAGAAGCUCUUGUUCAAAGAUCUUAUAGCAACAGAGGCCCUUUGGUUUCCUCCCAUUUAACAGGUCUUAAUAAAUUGCUGAAGAGAAAAGUGUCUCCAAUUCAAAGGGACGAAUCUAAUCAAUUAAUGACCUCAGGCCACUCUCUUUUCGAGUUUUGAGAGGGGAAAAAGGCCCGAAAUCAUAAAAGAAGAGAGGCUUACGAGGAAGACAGCCAGGUCCUCCAGCCUUAUGAGACCUUAAGAGAUGCUACUGGAGAAAAGAUCACUCUCACUGUUGAUGAGCAGACAAUGGAGUAUCAGCCUGAGUCUUCCACAAUUAGCGAAGAUGAUCAGCAGAUGGAUGAGAAUAUUGAAAUGGAAAGAAUUGCAAAAAUGAACUUCUAUGCUUUCAAAUCCAAUGAGAAAGAAGGAAUAGUUGCUAUGCCACAGGAAAUAAAGAGAGCGAAGUCUCCUAAAAACAAUCAACUCUCUAUCAGAAAGGAGAGUAGGAUGAACAAUAAGUACAAGUCGUUCUUGAAUAAGAGUGUGAAUGACUGAGCUAACUUGGUCAUCUCUAAUGCUCUCUUGAAGCAACAGAAGAGUAGUCACAAUUAAAAUCCUUCUUAUUGGCUAAAUACGUUUAACAUUUAUCAAAUGGGGCUUGAGAAGCUAGAUUUUAUGUUUUUGCAGAGUGGCAAAUAAUAGAAAAUAGCAUCCUUAGAUUUUCAAAGCAUCUAGUUAUAUAAU